Messenger RNA from Oncorhynchus gorbuscha (pink salmon), 2917 nucleotides. RefSeq names its product regulatory factor X, 6 (gene rfx6). Bases 155 to 2917 code for a protein of 920 amino acids. Gene Ontology annotation, biological process: regulation of transcription by RNA polymerase II. The record is from RefSeq and is a predicted model, not a curated record. NCBI's taxonomy places the organism in Eukaryota, Metazoa, Chordata, Actinopteri, Salmoniformes, Salmonidae. The transcript has 19 exons. Gene Ontology annotation, molecular function: DNA-binding transcription factor activity, RNA polymerase II-specific; RNA polymerase II cis-regulatory region sequence-specific DNA binding.
AAAGUAAUUUAUUUGGGGGAUUUUAUUUGUGAGGAUAGGAUAGUUCCCCCCCUGAAGAUGAUGUGUACAUUUUCUAACGCAUUCAUUUAAAUGUUUAAUUUAAACCAUUUUUCAUUUGUUUUCUUUUACUUUCACUUUUUAUUUUGCAUUUAACAUGCCUAUGAAACGGAAUACAAGAAGCCCGAUCCAGGAUGGACAAUUUCUUCAUGUUCAUUCACCAUCAACCAAUAAUUUCUGCAGUGCAUCCGAGGAGCUCAUGCACACCACUUUAUCUAACGAAAGAUUACGCAGUGCUUUCCAUGGACAUUCAAUCUCAAAGUUUGACGAGGAAGGUGAUUUGGGAAUUAAAUCAGAAGCAGAUGACAGCAAUGAGACCCCAUCUUCUGAGGAGGACCAGGACCUCCUGGAGUAUUCUAAAGAUUUGGCUUUCAACCAGACGACCCCGAGGAAAAGCAUCACUCAGAUCAUCAAGGACAAGAAGAAACAGACUCAUUUGACCCUUCACUGGCUGGAUGAAAACUACACUGUUUGUGAAGGGGUUUGUCUGCCACGUUGCAUCCUGUACGCUCACUACCUAGACUUCUGUAGGAAGGAGAAACUGGAUCCAGCCUGUGCUGCUACAUUUGGCAAGACAAUUAGGCAGAAAUUUCCACUUCUUACAACAAGAAGACUUGGGACCCGAGGUCAUUCAAAAUAUCAUUAUUAUGGGAUUGGCAUCAAAGAGAGCAGUGCCUAUUAUAACUUGGUGUACUCUGGAAAAGGCUUGACGAGAUUUUCAGGGAGCAAACUCAACAAUGAGGGAGGGUUCACUCGGAAAUACUCCCUCAGUUCCAAAACAGGAACUUUGCUUCCAGAAUUCCCAAGUCCACAGCAUCUAGUGCUUCAAAGUUCCAUCUCUAAAGAGAAGGUGGACACGCUCAUCGUGAUGUACAAAACACAUUGUCAGUGCAUCCUGGACAAUGCCAUCAAUGUCAACUUCGAAGAGAUACAGAAUUUCCUGAUGCAUUUCUGGCAAGGAAUGCCCGACCACCUCUUACCCCUGCUGGAGAACACUAUUAUCGUGGACAUCUUCUGUGUGUGUGACUCUAUACUAUAUAAGGUUCUGACAGAUGUCCUGAUCCCUGCUACGAUGCAGGAGAUGCCUGAAAGUCUCCUGGCAGACAUCCGUAACUUUGCCAAGCACUGGGAACACUGGAUGGUGUCUUCUCUGGAAAACCUCCCAGAAUGCCUCUCAGAGAAGAAGCUCCAGAUCGCACGCAGAUUUGUGUCCUCUCUAAAACGUCAGACCUCCUUCUUACACCUUGCUCAGAUUGCAAGACCAGCUCUUUUUGACCAGAAUGUGGUGAACUCAAUGGUGGUGGAUAUAGAUAAAGUGGAUUUGAACAGCAUAGGAUCACAAGCACUUCUCACCAUCUCAAGUGGAGACCAAGACUCUGACCUCUACUCUGAAUAUGACUCAAUAACAGUGUUCCAAGAGCUGAAAGACCUACUGAAGAAGAAUGCCACUGUGGAAUCCUUUAUCGAGUGGCUGGACACUGUUGUGGAGCAGAAAGUCAUAAAGCCUGGGAAGCAGAACGGACGGUCCAUAAAGAAGCGAGCUCAGGACUUCCUCCUCAAGUGGAGUUUCUUUGGAGCACGUGUUAUGCACAACCUCACAUUGAACAACGCCACCAGUUUUGGUUCGUUCCAUCUCAUCCGCAUGUUGCUGGAUGAGUAUAUCCUACUGGCUAUUGAGACACAAUUCAACAACAACAAAGAACAAGACCUUCAGAAUCUCCUAGAUAAGUACAUGGGAAAUGCAGAUGCCAGCAAGGCAGCAUUCACUGCCUCCCCCAGCUCCUGUUUCCUGGCCAACCGUAACAAGCCCAGUGCGGUGUCCAGUGAUCUGUCUGUGAAGAACGAGUCCCUCUCAGAACACGCAUACAUGACCCUGUCAGCCAAUCAUCAGCAGGCUCCGGGAGCAAACAUGGCCAUCUACCAGGGCUCUGAAACUGAUGAAUUCUGCCUAUCAGGCCAAAUGGACUUUUCCCAGAACAGUGGCCCUCUGAUGACCCCUCCCAUCUCCCCAGCCAUGGUGAACAGGGGCAGUGUCAUCAACCAGGGCACCAUGGCCAUCAGACCCCAGAGCGCCUGCACCACCAUCCAGCCCCAAAUCUCCUGCCAAGCCUUCCCAGACACCAUGUACCAGAGCCUCCCUCCCAGCAGCCCCAGCUACUACCCCACCACCUCCAACUACCAGGCUGUGUUCAGGCCCCAGACACACGUCCAGGCGCCUGCCUACCUCACCCGCUCUGACAGCAGCCACUACCCGUCCUUCAGUGAACAGCACCUGGCCAAAGACUACUUCAACAGCAGCUGUGCAGUAUCCCCCUACAGCUCCAGACACACCUCCAAUUACAGCACAGUCCCUGAUCCUGGGAUGGAGACUCAGGGGGUUGAGCUACUGGACUCUGUAGGAUACAACUUUGAUGGGAGUGGGUUAAACAGUAGUGGCUGUCAGGAGUCUGCCUACUCAGCAGCAGGACACAAUGGGUACUACGGAAACAGUAGCUACCUGGAUAGCCAGAGGCUGGGUUCCAUGAUAGACCAGCAUGUGUCAGUUAUCAGCAGUGUGAGCAGUAUCCGCUCAGUCCCAGUGUACGGUGAAGUACACGACCCCCUCAACAUCCUGGAUGACACGGGCAGGAAGACGGCUGGGCCUUACUACACCGAGUCUGACUCACUGGGCUCCCACACACCUGGAGCUCCUACCCUCCCCUCCUCGGUCUCUGCACCCUGCAUGUACGGAGGUCCUGCCCAGUUCCACUCCCAGGAUGCACUGCUUCCUCACCGGGCACCAUCUGAGGUACGGGACAUGAUGUCAUCGCUGCCCCCCAUCAACACUGUGUUCAUGGGGUCUAGUGGAGGAGGAACGUGA